AUGGAUAUUGACGAUGACGAUCCGCAUGGUAACUACAGUGAUGGCAACCGCGCAUUUCUCCAGGCAUUCAUGGCUCGUGGGCAGCUGUCUUUCCAGGAAAGCAAGAAAAUCCUCGCAGCUAUCUUCAGCGUUCAAGAAGAUAAGGAGGUCUCUGCCGAUGAAGUGACACAAGAAGAUUUCGACUCCUACAUCUCUGCCGCAGCCGAUGCACUCUCGCCUUUAGACUAUGAAAUCCGCAACUCGCAGCAUCAAGUCACCAAAGAGCGGAUAUAUGCCAUAGUUAAUAGUAUCAGCGACCCACUGACGCAGUUGGCGACAGUAAGGACGACGGAAGAGAUGCUAUAUAUCAAACGACUUCUCGAUGCUAUGUUCGAGACCUACAACACAAGGCGACGGGAGGUGAUGGCAAUUACCAGCAUCCAAGCCCUAGAGAAGAAACUUCUUAGGGGAGCGAACCGUGCCGACGAGGGCGAAAGCGUAACUGCUGUUGAUAAAGGCUUAACAGGAGCAGAGGCCGAGAGAUUAUUGCUGAAACUCGAGGAGGAGAAGUGGCUUGAGAGGAGUCCGCAGGGCUUCUACAGGCUUUCUCCCAGGGCACUGAUGGAACUACGAAGCUGGCUGGUCGACGCAUAUAACGAUUCGGACGACCCUGACGAGUGGCAAAGAAUUAAGUUCUGCGAAGCUUGCAAGGAGAUUGCCACGGUUGGUCAGAGGUGUUCGAACAUGGAGUGCAACGUUCGGCUUCAUAAUAUCUGCGAGGUUGCGUACUGGAAUUCCAGGCAGAGUAAGCACUGCCCUAAAUGCGAGACCGAAUGGGAUGGCGAGCAUUAUGUUGGGCAACAGGCAGUUACGACUACAGAGGAAUACCUGAGGGGGAAGAGGAGGAGCGGAGGUGGGAAGCGAGCUCGAGCGGACGAUGCAGUGGAGGAGGAGGAGGAGGAGUGA
Molecule: messenger RNA, 945 nt
Organism: Venustampulla echinocandica
Lineage: Eukaryota; Fungi; Ascomycota; Leotiomycetes; Helotiales; Pleuroascaceae
Exons: 2
Coding region: 1-945 (314 amino acids)
Biological process (GO): DNA damage tolerance; double-strand break repair via homologous recombination
Cellular component (GO): nucleus; Smc5-Smc6 complex
Molecular function (GO): ubiquitin-protein transferase activity
Source: RefSeq, a predicted model, not a curated record